Messenger RNA from Malaclemys terrapin pileata, 898 nucleotides. Its product is annotated as linker for activation of T-cells family member 1-like. Lineage: Eukaryota; Metazoa; Chordata; Testudines; Emydidae. The coding region runs from base 61 to 801 and encodes 246 amino acids. Gene Ontology annotation, cellular component: membrane. Gene Ontology annotation, biological process: signal transduction. The record is from RefSeq and is a predicted model, not a curated record. The transcript has 13 exons.
GCGCGGCGUGGGUGGCAGCGCCGGAGGAGCCAGCGCCGGACGCGCCACGGCCCAGGUGCAAUGGAGGCCAUCUCUCUGGCCGGGGUGCUCUGGGCCUUCGUGCUGGUUCUCCCGGCGGUGCUGGCCACGGCUCUCUGCAUCGGCUGCCGGGACACGGGGUCUCCUGGAGCAGAGUGGGACGGCCCCCCCCUGCCCCCACCCCUAACGCUGCGCCCUGCUCUCUCGCCAGCCCACGGAGCCCAGGCAGUCGGGGACUACGAGUACAAACCCCCACCUUGUGUCCCCCCCAACAGCUUCAUGGUGCUGACCAGAGCCAACUAUCCCUCCAGGAACCAGAUCAAACAGCAACCAGUGCCACCCGCUGAGCAGUUCCUGUCCAUCCCGCGAUCCCCACAAGCGCCCCAGAGCCGCCAAGUCUCCUUCACCAGGACAGAGACCGACAACGACAGCGUCCCCAGCUACGAGAAUGAGGAGCGACCCCGUGGGGACGACGACGACGACAACGACUAUAACAACGAGAUCUACACCCCCGGCUACGUUGAGGUGCUUCCCGACAGCGUCACCGAGACGUCCCCCACGGAGCUGGUCACCUCGGGGCCAGAGCUCAGGGACAGCGCGUCCUCAGUGGGAAUGGGGGAUGAGUACGAGAACAUGCCGGAGGCCCAGAGGGAGUCGCUGGCUGACAGCCUGGAGUACGUCAACAUGCCAGAGCCUGUAUCCGGCCUCCCUGACGCCCACUACGGCGCCAGCGACCGGGAGAGCGAGGACGACGGGCCCGACUACGAGAACCUGCACCGCUGAGCGCGAGGCAGACCCCCAGCUCUGGAGAGCGACCCCCCCCGCCCCCCGCGGGGAACCCGCCUUCGAGGAGCGAACCAACAGCUGGAUGAGCCCCGAG